GGCGAUUUUAGCCUGGUUUGAGGUUGCUGCAGCUCGUGUCCUGCUGCAAGAACAAGCGUGACGCGCUGUGGUAAGUACCCGUUUCUACUGCAGUACGCGUGACCCGAAAGUCGUGGCGCAAUAGCUCUCCUGCAGCCUGCAUCAAGCGUGCAGCGCUCCCGAGCCGCAGUAUGGCCCUCCGCGCCGCUUUACUGACAACAACAGCAUGCGCUUUGCAACCCAAGCUCCCGACGCGCGCGCCGUCGGCGCGCCGCAGUACCGUAAGGAUGGCCUGGAACGACCAAGCGACGUGCAAGGUCUGCUUCGUAAGACACGGCCAGAGCGAGUGGAACGCGAAGAACCUCUUCACGGGCUGGGCCGACGUCCCGCUCACAAUCCUAGGCAAGAACGAGGCCGCCGCCGGCGCGACGUGGAUCUGGAAGGAGGGCCUAGAAUUUGAUGUGGCCUACACGUCAGAGCUCAAACGGGCCCAGCAAACGCUAAAACUGGUCAUGGACAUCACCGGCCAAAACGACCUCACGGUGCACAAGUCCUGGCGGCUCAACGAGCGCAUGUACGGCGCGCUCCAGGGUCUCAACAAGAAGGAGACGGUUUUGAAGUAUGGGGAUGAUCAAGUGCAGUUGUGGCGUCGAAGUUUUGACACGCCGCCGCCGCCCUGCGAGUUGGAUAGCGAGUACUGGCCGGGCAACGACAACAAAUACGCGCACGUGCCCGAGGAAGACGUCCCGCGGUCGGAGUGCCUCAAGGACACCAUAGAUAGAACAUUGCCGUACUGGGACGGCGCCAUCGUGCCUGCGUUGAAGCGGGGCAAGACGGUGUUGAUCGCGGCCCAUGGCAACUCGAUCCGAGGUAUGGUCAAGGCUCUUGACAAUAUUGGUGAUUCGGAGAUCGUGGGUCUCGAAAUCCCGACGGGCGUGCCGCUCUUAUAUCAUCUGGACGCUGAUUUAAAACCGCUCAAGGACCCGCGAAGCUUCGGGUUGCUGUCGGGAGCGUUCCUCGGCGACCCCGAGGAGAUCAAGGCGGCGCAGGAGAAAGUAGCCGCGCAAACAAAAGUCGAAGACACGUCGGUAGAAAGCGAGGAGGAAGGCAAAAAGCGCAUCCUCGAGGAGGCGCGGGGCGUCUAGGCCUCAUAAGUCACAGUCGUUUACUCAGUAGCCGUUGCAGCCCGGGUCGGCGACGACGCGGCCCUUGGGCGCCUU
Messenger RNA from Pelagomonas calceolata, 1199 nucleotides. The record is from the annotation of a GenBank genome assembly. Lineage: Eukaryota; Pelagophyceae; Pelagomonadales; Pelagomonadaceae.